This is a messenger RNA of Lathyrus sativus (Indian pea), 1593 nucleotides long. NCBI's taxonomy places the organism in Eukaryota, Viridiplantae, Streptophyta, Magnoliopsida, Fabales, Fabaceae. The record is from the annotation of a GenBank genome assembly.
AUGAAUCUCCGGCGAGUCUCUUUCUCUUUUUUCUUCUUCCUAUAUCUCCUCCUCACCCCCAAUUUCUCCUCCGCCGCCUCCGAUGAUAAUCUCCACCGUAAAAAACACAAAAUCUCAGGUCCGAUUAAAACCGUCGUAGUUAUCGUCAUGGAGAAUCGCUCUUUUGACCAUGUCCUCGGAUGGCUCAAAUCAACCCGACCCGAAAUCGACGGACUCACCGGCACCGAAACAAAUCCGAUCCGAGUCUCCGACCCUUCUUCCCCCAAAAUUUCAGUGUCAAACGACGCCGUCUUCAUUGACUCCGAUCCCGGUCACUCGUUUCAAGCCAUCAGAGCACAAAUAUUCGGAUCCAACGAAAGCUCUUCUAACCCGGCUCCGAUGAACGGUUUCGCUCAACAAGCCGAACAAACUCUUAAAGGAAUGUCGAAAACCGUCAUGAGCGGGUUCAAACCGGAGCUUCUCCCGGUUUACACCGAGUUAGCAAACGAGUUCACGGUUUUCGAUAAAUGGUUCGCUUCCGUUCCCGCUUCGACUCAACCGAACCGGUUUUAUGUCCACUCCGCAACUUCUCACGGUGCUAUGAGUAACGUUAGGAAGAAUCUCAUCCAUGGUUUCCCUCAACGCACAAUCUUCGACUCUCUCAACGAUAACGGCCUUAGUUUUGGUAUCUAUUACCAAAACAUCCCCGCAACACUAUUUUUCAAGAGUUUGAGAAAGUUGAAGAACACUGUGAAGUUUCAUAACUAUGGUUUGAAGUUUAAGAGACAUGCUAUGAAGGGGAAGUUGCCGAAUUAUGUGGUGGUUGAGCAGCGUUACUUCGACGUAAAGGUUUCUCCUGCUAACGAUGAUCAUCCUUCUCAUGAUGUGGCUAUUGGACAGAGGUUUGUGAAGGAAGUGUAUGAGAUAUUGAGGAAGAGUCCUCAGUGGAAAGAAAUGGCGAUUUUGAUAACUUAUGAUGAACAUGGUGGGUUUUAUGAUCAUGUUCCUACACCGGUUGAAGGCGUUCCUAACCCUGAUGGGAUUAUUGGGCCUCACCCUUAUUAUUUUAGGUUUGAUAGGUUGGGUGUUCGUGUUCCUACUUUCCUUAUCUCUCCUUGGAUUGACAAGGGUACAGUGAUUAAUGGACCUGAUGGACCAACACCAUAUUCUCAAUAUGAACAUUCAUCUAUUCCUGCCACAGUAAAGAAGCUUUUCAAUUUAAAAUCCAAUUUCUUGACAAAGAGAGAUGCAUGGGCUGGUACCUUUGAGAAAUACUUUUACAUUCGAGAUACUCCUCGUGAUGAUUGUCCAGAAACACUUCCUGAAGUCAGCACUAAUCUAAGGCCAUAUGGACCUAGAGAAGAUUCAAGUCUCUCAGAAUUCCAAAUGGAACUGAUUCAGCUCGCGUCUCAGCUCAACGGCGAUCAUGUACUCAACUCCUAUCCGAAUAUCGGGAAAAGUAUGACAGUGAAAAAAGCAAACAGGUAUGCAGAAGAUGCAGUGAAGAGGUUUCUCGAAGCUGGAAAAGCUGCACUUAAAGCUGGUGCUAAUGAAUCUGCUAUUGUCAUAAUGAGGCCUUCCCUUACCAGUAGAGCUUCUGUGGAAUCUUACUAA